Molecule: messenger RNA, 528 nt
Organism: Daldinia decipiens
Lineage: Eukaryota; Fungi; Ascomycota; Sordariomycetes; Xylariales; Hypoxylaceae
Exons: 4
Coding region: 1-528 (175 amino acids)
Source: RefSeq, a predicted model, not a curated record
AUGCCCAUCCUCCAACCCGACCCCGAAGACCCCCGGCCAUCGCGUUCCUGCUGCUGCGGCGGCCUUUCGCUCGCGGAGCUCAGCCGCCCGGUCGAGGUCAACGACUCAUCUAUCAGUAACGUAUUCUGGAGCUGGCCAAUCCUCGGCCCGCUGCUCGUCGAGAACGAGAGCAGCGACACGCGUGAUCAUUGCGCCAAUGAGCGAACUUUCUUAUCCUACCUACGGCUCUCCGUCUACAUGGCCAUUGUCGCCAUCGCCAUCGUGCUGUCCUUCCACCUUAAAUCGCAGCCCUCAGACCUUGAGCUGCGCAUGGCCCAGCCGCUCGGCAUCGUUUUCUGGCUGCUAUCUCUGGCUUGCUUGAUUCUCGGGCUCGGAAAUUAUAUUAAGACUCUGGAUAAGUAUAGUAGGAAAGUGGCUAUAGUCCAGACAGGCUGGAGGACGCAAUCUAUCAUGACACUUAUCGCAUUGUCCAUCGUGGGCACUUGUGUUAUACUGUUGGUAAUCACUAAAGCACAGGCAGAAGAAUAA